Messenger RNA from Oppiella nova, 1407 nucleotides. The record is from the annotation of a GenBank genome assembly. Lineage: Eukaryota; Metazoa; Arthropoda; Arachnida; Sarcoptiformes; Oppiidae.
AUGUCAUUAGAUUUCUAUAGUUUAGGCUUUGAAUCACUUGAUUAUGAAGUGGAUGACCAGGACCUGUUCAGUAACGAGGCUCUCCUCGAUGACAGAGACCUGCAAACGAUCCAUAGUUUUCAAAGAUGUGAAGAACCCUUUAAUAAUGAAAAGAGUGAUUUACUUGACUAUGAAGAAGAGGAGGAAGUGGUGACCACUACUCAAGAGAUAGACAAUACGAAUGAUUUACAAAUAAAGUCUGAAGAGUGCAAACAGACCACUAAAUAUCAGAAUAGUUUUCGUGAUCUUCUUCUGAGACCAGAACUAUUGCGAGCCAUCAAUGACUGCGGGUUUGAAAAUCCGAGUGAAGUGCAGAACGAAUGCAUACCUCAGGCCAUAAUGGGAGUCGAUAUCCUAUGUCAGGCCAAGUCGGGGAUGGGAAAGACCUGUGUCUUCGUGUUGUCCACUCUCCAGCAAAUUGACGACUCAAGUGAUCACAUACUAGUCGUAGUACUCGUCAGCACCAGAGAACUGGCCUUUCAGAUCAGCAAAGAAUACGAGCGAUUCGCCAAAUAUAUGAGAGUAAAUGUGGCGCUUUUUAUUGGAGGCAUUCCUCAGCAAACCGACGAAGAAUUGCUACGAAGAAAACGGCCCAAUAUUGUGGUGGCGACCACCGGAAGACUCCGCGGAUUCAUUAGGGAUCGCAUGAUUGACUUGAGUCGAGUCAAGCACUUUAUUAUCGAUGAGUUCGACCAUAUACUCGACCGGAAAGAGCGAUCCAACACUUUGGAAGACGUGCUGUAUAUUAAUAAAUAUCUGCCUAAAAACAGACAGGCGAUGAUGUUCAGCGCCACUGUUACCCAAGAAUUAAGAGUUAGGGCUAAAACUCUGAUGAAUAAUCCGUUGGAAGUGAUUAUAGGCGACGACAGUAAACUAGUUCUUCACGGCCUCCAGCAGUUCUGUGUCCGCAUUACAGAGAAGGCAAAAGUUAAGCAACUGUAUGACAUCCUGACGACCACUGACUACAAACAGGCCAUUGUCUUCGUGCAAAGAAUCAAUAGAUGUAAGGCUUUGUGCGAAUUGCUCUACAAUUUGGGUGUCUCUGUACUUCCCAUUCACUCGGAUUUAACACAAACCGUGCGAUUAGAUAAUUAUCAAAUGUUCAGGAAUUACCGAAAGCGCACACUUAUUACUACCGCGAUGUUUGAUAGAGGAGUCGAUUUUGAAAGAGUGAACCUGGUCAUUAAUUAUGAUAUGCCCGAGACCAGUGACCUCUAUCUACACGCUGUUGGCCGGGCCGGUAGGUUCGGUACUAAAGGCGCCGCCGUUUCCUUCAUUUCGGACGAUUAUUCUCAAAGAAUUCAAAAUGAGAUUAGGAUUAGAUUUGGCAUUAAAUUUGAGGAAAUGCCGCUUAAGAUUGUCAUUUAA